Messenger RNA from Rotaria sordida, 601 nucleotides. NCBI's taxonomy places the organism in Eukaryota, Metazoa, Rotifera, Eurotatoria, Philodinida, Philodinidae. The record is from the annotation of a GenBank genome assembly.
AUGAACUCGGUGAUACAAUUGCAAGAGAGUGAAACACAUAAAAAUAUCUAUCCAUCAUCAUUAGAUGAUGAUAAACAACAAAUACUUCAAUCAUGUUCAUCAUCUUCCUCUGAACAUAAUGAUUCCAUUAAAGAAAUACUAUCAAAUCAUCGAAAAAUUCUUUUUGAUAAAGUACUUGGUGAAAUGUUAACACGACAUUUUUAUUUAAUUCAACAUGAAUUUUCAUCAUCAGAUCGAUUUGAAGGUUGGAUUUAUAUAUAUAAUCGUCAUCGAUAUAAAAUCAUAAUUAGUUAUCAUUCAUCAUGUUCACGUAAAAAAAAGGCGACCUCAAGAUUCACAAUGAGUGUAACAAAUAAUUUUAAACGAAAAACAUUUGCUGGCCAAAGCUCACCAAUGGCACAAUCAAACGGUACACAAAUCAAACGACCAAAACGGUAUGAUAAUCUUAAUAUUCUUUAUGCACAUAAGAAGAAAAUAAACCUUCAUUGUAUUUUGACAUACCGAAAAGAUGUUUGAUUUUGUAAAAAGAAAUUUUAAAUAACUAUGCAAAUGAAUUCUGAGAUAUUGGCUGACAAGAAUUUUGUAAUUAUCAUUGAAUUUU